This is a messenger RNA of Capronia coronata CBS 617.96, 906 nucleotides long. RefSeq lists its product as uncharacterized. Lineage: Eukaryota; Fungi; Ascomycota; Eurotiomycetes; Chaetothyriales; Herpotrichiellaceae. The record is from RefSeq and is a predicted model, not a curated record. Bases 1 to 906 code for a protein of 301 amino acids. The transcript is spliced from 3 exons.
AUGGUUCGAUCGGGUGGUCAGCAAGAAUCAGAAGGCGAUGUCCACAAAUGGGCAGUGAAUGUCCUUUGCAAGGCUUCAAAUUCGAUUGCCCAGGUCUUGCCCCAAGAUGCAGGAGCUGUUGUCAGGAUCAUGGACACCUAUGAGGACAAGACUCUGGAAAAGCAUCAACGCGUUCUCCAGAGCCCAAACUCGGUUGUGAAGGACCUUCUGCCACUGGUUCUGAAUACGGCUAUGUCCAAUUUCCGAUUGCAACAAUUUUCGGCUCAUUCUAAACAAUUCUUCCAUUUCCCGUUUGAACAACUAUUCCGUGAGGACUAUCCUUUUUCUUCCUGGCCAGAUAUCAGGCAUGUUGAAGAAAGGGCCAAAAAGGACGCCACUGUUAUCGUGUCUCUGUAUCGCCAAUUCGCGACAGAUGAUUUGGGGGACAAAGCGGGACAGCUCCUCGAAAAGAUCGCUGAUGACACCGCAAACAUCGAGUCAGCCGAUCUCGACUGCUUCAUUAUUCCAGUCCUGCGUGAAAUGAUCGAUAUCACCGAGCAUCAACCAUCUGAGGCUUCUCAAUUCUAUACCAAAAUCAUCUCCACCUAUAUUGAGAGGGUGGUACAGAAGGAGCCUCCGAAGCCGCUGAACUGGUGCCUGCCGGACGACUUCCAACGCUGCUAUCGGCAAGAUUGUGAUUAUUGCUCCCCCGUGCGCGAGUUUCUGGAGGAUCCAGCCAAAGAGGACUAUCGUUUCACCGUUCCUCAAGAACGAUAUUACGACUCCACUAGACACCUGCCGUUUGACUACACUAUGAGCCAGGAGGGGAAGGGAGAUGACCAAACAGUCACGGUCACCAAAACACUUGUGGGAACGAAAACACGAGCAAUGGCGGAGCAGGGCGGACCGUGCCCAAUCGGCUCUUAG